GCGGAGGGAUGUGGGGCUUUGGGGGAGGCAGGAUCUUCGGGAUCUUCUCCGCUCCCGUCCUGGUGGCCGUGGUCUGCUGCGCCCAGAGCGUGAACGAUCCGGGGAACAUGUCCUUCGUGAAAGAAACUGUGGAUAAAUUGUUGAAAGGCUACGACAUUCGCCUCCGGCCGGAUUUUGGAGGACCUCCUGUGUGCGUGGGGAUGAACAUAGACAUUGCCAGUAUCGACAUGGUUUCUGAAGUCAACAUGGAUUAUACCUUAACAAUGUAUUUUCAACAAUAUUGGAGAGAUAAGAGACUAGCCUAUGCUGGGAUACCUCUCAACCUUACGCUUGAUAAUCGAGUGGCAGAUCAACUCUGGGUGCCCGACACUUACUUUUUAAAUGACAAGAAGUCAUUUGUGCAUGGAGUUACAGUGAAAAAUCGAAUGAUUCGCCUUCAUCCAGAUGGAACAGUGCUGUAUGGCCUCAGAAUCACAACUACUGCAGCUUGUAUGAUGGACCUGAGAAGAUACCCAUUAGAUGAACAAAACUGUACUCUGGAAAUAGAGAGCUAUGGUUAUACAACAGAUGACAUAGAAUUUUACUGGAGAGGUGGAGAUAAUGCAGUCACAGGCGUAGAAAGGAUCGAGCUUCCGCAGUUCUCCAUUGUGGAAUACAGACUGGUGUCAAAGAAUGUUGUCUUCGCCACAGGUGCGUAUCCAAGACUCUCACUGAGCUUUAAGUUAAAGAGAAACAUUGGAUACUUUAUUCUUCAGACCUACAUGCCCUCUAUACUGAUUACCAUUUUAUCAUGGGUGUCAUUCUGGAUCAAUUAUGAUGCAUCAGCAGCAAGAGUUGCCCUUGGAAUUACAACUGUGCUGACUAUGACAACAAUCAACACUCAUCUUCGGGAGACUUUGCCUAAAAUUCCCUAUGUUAAAGCCAUUGACAUGUAUCUUAUGGGCUGCUUUGUAUUUGUCUUCUUGGCCUUACUUGAAUACGCCUUUGUCAAUUACAUCUUCUUUGGAAAAGGCCCUCAAAGGCAGAAGAAACUUGCAGAAAAGACAGCAAAGGCAAACACUGACGGCUCAAAAUUUGAAGGCAACCGGGUGGAUGCCCAUGGAAACAUUUUGCUAACAUCUCUUGAAAUUCACAAUGAAGUGGCAAGCCAUGAGGUUACAACCAGCGUUACUGAUGCUAGGAAUUCAACAAUAUCCUUUGACAACUCAGGAAUCCAGUACAGAAAACAAAGCGCGCAUCGGGAAAGCUUUGGAAGGCGUACAAUGGACAGAACAGUGCCCCACAGCAAGAAGAGCCAUUUACGGAGGAGGUCUUCACAGCUAAAAAUAAAAAUCCCUGAUCUAACGGAUGUGAAUGCCAUAGACAGAUGGUCGCGGGUGGUGUUUCCAUUCACAUUUUCUCUUUUCAAUUUAAUUUAUUGGUUAUAUUAUGUUAACUGAGUGACUGUACUUUUCUAAAAGACUUCAAUAAUAAUACAUGAGAUAUUGCUCUGCCUGUCAAGUUUAUAUAUAUAUGUAUAAUAUGAACUUUUAUUAUAUAUAAAAUACACAUGUAUGUGUGUAUACAUAUAUUGUGGAAGUGUGUAUAUAUAUAUAGACACGUGCACAAAAGUGUACUCUAUAUAUAUACACGCACACACACACACACGUAUACAUAUUCUGAGGUUAUGGACAAUUCAGUAUAGAAUGCACAUUAGAAGAACUUUUUUAAAUUGAAAGACAGGUGUCCUCAAAACAGUAAGCCUUGAGAAAAUUGAGUAUUGUAUAAUCUCACUUUGACUGUCAUAGAAAUUUUCAAACAGUUGUAAUCAUAUAUCAAGUCAGUAUUCGUAAACGUUGAUUGUAAAAGCUGACAUACACGUUGACCAUAAACCGACACCUUUCCAUUGGUAAGUUUAAAAUGUCAUUUGUAUUGCAUAUCAAUGUUACUUUGAUCAAGCCAAAUUCAUUUUCCUUGCUAACAGUUCUAGUUUUUAUAUGUUGUAAUAGAUUUUUUUCCUGUCAAUUUUCAGUGAUCGCUUGCUUUCUCUUCUGCAGUAAGUAAGCCUAAUCAUAGGGUGAGUGUUGCUUUAGUGUUUUGGAGAAAUUCAUAAUGUUUCCAAACAUGCAUCUUAAAUACCCAUCAGCAAUGAAAGGAAGUUUUUUGUAAGUACUAAAAUGUACAGUGCAAUUUUUUCACUUGGACUGGUUCCAGCUAAUAUGUCAUUCUGAAAAACAAGCACAUUUUUAGUGUAAUUUAGCUAAGAAUUCAACCACUGCCAAUGUGUUCUGCAUCUGCUAUAGAUUUUAAAGAUCAUUAUUCUAGUGAAAGCAUAAAGACAUCUCAGGUUAUUUGCUAAUUCAACAUGAAACCAUCAAGCUAUAUUCUUUAUUAAACAUGCAUUCACCUGAUCAAACAUUCUUAUAACAUUGUAUGUUAAUGUAAAAUAUAUUUGCAUAAUAUGCAUAUAUAUGUAUAUUUUAUCAAGAUUUUUCUUUUUGUGCUUGCUAUUGUGACCGCAUGCUAUGUCAUAUUUUUGUUUCUGUGGUGUUACAACUUUUUAUUAUCUAGACUUAAGCAAAAUAGACCAUUUCUAAUAUUUCAAUAACAGCAUUUUCAUAUUUUAUUUUGUACAUAUAGCAUAUACACGUAAAUUCAUACAGCUAGUAUGUUCCAGUCACAGAUCAUACAAUAAAUGAUAGCAAACAAUAGGUCUUGUUUCAGCAUUAAAUAUGUUCAGGCAUUUUCUUUAUGCAAAUGUGGCCACUUUUGUUUUCAUUCCAAUUCAUUCCUUCAUCAGUAUCCAGAUUUUUUCACUCUAGUAGGUUCUAGUAGUAAAGAUACAUCAGUUUCAGAGCUGUAAACUUAAUUUACUAUUUAACAGAACUAGACCUUUCUAAGGAAAAAAAUGAUAUAUUUUUUGUAAACACUGUUUUUAUCACAUACAUCCAUAAAUAGAACCAAAUAGUACAGUUGUAGACAUAGAUCGAAAAGGAAGUUAAGGGCUGGGUCCUGCCAGCUGUCUGCCUACAGAAUUCCUAUUGAUAUCAAUAAGAACUUGGCAGGUGUUGUUUCCAGUUUGGAGUGCUACUGACAGGCAUUAGUGGAGGGAAGACGUUUGGAUAUGCAACUGCCAAGUAAGCAAGAUAAGACGAACCUAAAAAGUCUGCCUUUGAUCUAAAAUAUCCUAUGUUUUCAAAAUAUCUGACUUGUUUGUAAGUACAAGUAAGUGAUAUUUAUGCUGCUGCAGUGUAAGUUCUUCAUUCCCAUUUUAAUCUGUUCCAAGGUACAUAAUUCUUCUGUAAAACUUUGUUCUGAGCUGAAACUCAACAUUCAAACUCAGACUGCAAGAUCUGAGUCACAGUCUGAUUCUUGGGCUGAUGGGUUUGCAAUAAUGUGCUCUCCCACACAAGUAGCUUGUGGCAACGCUGCGAUUUAACCCUCAGUUGCUACUCACAUGAGUAAAGUUAGACACAUGCACAAGAGAUCCUGGGAUCAGGGCCUUAGUGCUCAUACAUAUUUGGUUACAGUGGGUUUAGACAGAGUGCCUGUUACUGUCGUAUUUAAACACAGAUAAGCUUUGUCAACAAUUAUAGGUCGAAGAGCUUCAAAGCUAAAAAAAUCCUUUUUUUUUAAAUUUCCCAAUACAAAUUUGCAUUCUGGAGCAUGACAUAUUUUGAGCUUUCUAAUAACUCAUAUAUUUGCAAACUGACAAUUAAAGAGAAUAUUUGCAACACUGGCAUCAUUACAAACAUUUAAACAAUUUCAAAACUAAAAGUACACAUUUAAAAGGGAUUUUAAACCCUAAAACUACAUUUAUGCAAACAUUCUGAUUAACAAAAACAAAAAUGAAAACCAAUUUAUAACUUUCCAUAAUUUUUUUUAGAAAAAAUUAUAUCUCUAAACCUAUCCUUGAGCAAGCCUUGCAAGUAAUGCUCUGCACAGCUGUGCUGAAUAAUUGGGUUGAAUUCCUUCUUCUCUGGACCCAGAUAUGCAAGGUGUUGAACACAGUACUGCCAAGUCUCAUGAUUUUAUUAUGAGUCACUGUAUAUUUUCCUAAAACCCCAGGUCCUGGAGUCAUGUGAUCAUGCAAGACUCAGCAUUCAUUAAAAAAAAAAAAAAACUAAGUUUGUAGCUCUCAUGAUUGUGGGAAAAUACCUUAAAAUUUGAUCUCUACAGGCUCAAAAUA
Messenger RNA from Trachemys scripta elegans, 4168 nucleotides. It is a transcript of the gene GABRB3, whose product is annotated as gamma-aminobutyric acid type A receptor subunit beta3. The record is from RefSeq and is a predicted model, not a curated record. Gene Ontology annotation, cellular component: membrane; GABA-A receptor complex; synapse. Gene Ontology annotation, molecular function: extracellular ligand-gated monoatomic ion channel activity; neurotransmitter receptor activity; GABA-A receptor activity. Lineage: Eukaryota; Metazoa; Chordata; Testudines; Emydidae. Gene Ontology annotation, biological process: signal transduction; regulation of membrane potential; chemical synaptic transmission. The transcript has 9 exons. Bases 9 to 1439 code for a protein of 476 amino acids.